Rhizoctonia solani is the source of this 1044-nucleotide messenger RNA. Its product is annotated as S1/P1 nuclease. Gene Ontology annotation, molecular function: endonuclease activity; nucleic acid binding. The transcript is spliced from 8 exons. Gene Ontology annotation, biological process: DNA catabolic process. The record is from RefSeq and is a predicted model, not a curated record. Lineage: Eukaryota; Fungi; Basidiomycota; Agaricomycetes; Cantharellales; Ceratobasidiaceae. Bases 1 to 1044 code for a protein of 347 amino acids.
AUGCGUCUUUUCGCAAUCAUAUCGACUGCUAUUUUAGCAACGCCAGUAUGGAGUUGGGGUAGUGAAGGGCAUAAAAUCACCGCAACGAUUGCACAGAUUCACCUUUUACCAUCCGCACGCGAAGCUGUAUGCUCCAUUUUAAAACAAAACUUGACCACCUGCAACCUCGCAAGUGUAGCGUCAUGGCCGGACGAGAUAAAAAAAGACAAGAAAUUAAGUGAUAAGUGGAAAUGGUCUUUUGGUCUUCAUUUUGUGAAUGGAGUCGAUGAUAACCCACCCAAAGAUUGUUCAUUUGGUACCAAGGGUUGGACAUCCCCCAAUAAUAUUCUCACGGCUACGGUAAACAUGACUCGUAACAUUCAGCCUUCGUCCUCCGUUGAUCGAGACAUUUCACUACGUUUCUUGACCCAUUUCCUUGGAGAUAUCCAUCAGCCCUUCCAUGGAGCUGGACUUUUUAAGGGGGCUAAUAAUAUACCCGUGCUUUAUGGUGAUAAUAAAACCAACGUGCACGCCGUAUGGGACGAUUUCCUAAUCCUAAAACGGAUCAAUUUGCUCACAAAUUACACAAGCCCAUUGCCAACGAACCUCAAUUUGACUCUUUCUCCAUCGGUUCUAGCGCUUAAUAGACGUAUCGAAUCGGCACUCACUGGCUCCAACUAUGACCCCCUUGUCCGAUGGAUUGUAUUGGAAGGAAUCUACGGAUGGCGGGCGUGGAUUAGCCAGCUGGUCCUCGGAUUUGAACCUCCAUUCGAGGACCCGACUGACUUGCCUGUGUGCCCUUAUUACUGGGCUACACCAACCCAUGAAAUGUUGUGUGGAUUCAUUUGGCGUCCCGAUUUCAAAGGCGUGGAGGACAUGAAAGACGCGGAAUAUACAGUGCAACUCAAUGGAACGGAAUACACUGGCCGCAUUCAUGAUGAAAAACUAGUCGAGAAGCAACUUGCGCUUGGCGGAAUACGUUUAGCUGGAAUAAUAAAUGAAGUUCUCGCAACUGAGGAUGAAAAGCUCGAAUUCGGCGUUUUACCAAGCCUCUCUGCGUCGUAG